This is a messenger RNA of Pararge aegeria (speckled wood butterfly), 1382 nucleotides long. Its product is annotated as gelsolin-like. Gene Ontology annotation, cellular component: actin cytoskeleton; cytoplasm. Gene Ontology annotation, molecular function: phosphatidylinositol-4,5-bisphosphate binding; actin filament binding. Gene Ontology annotation, biological process: actin polymerization or depolymerization; barbed-end actin filament capping; actin filament severing. The transcript is spliced from 11 exons. The coding region runs from base 141 to 1205 and encodes 354 amino acids. Lineage: Eukaryota; Metazoa; Arthropoda; Insecta; Lepidoptera; Nymphalidae. The record is from RefSeq and is a predicted model, not a curated record.
GUAUACCCUCUUGUAGCUGAAACUGUACACCUGCAUUCACCUAUAGAUCCCGUUAUUAACGUAACGAUAAAAUUAUAUAAAAAACAACGAUACUUUACUUUUAAAUAUAUAAAGUUUAGAUACAUAUCUAAGAGAGAAUAAUGGACGAAAAUGAAGAAAUGCCAGAAGUACAUCCGGCGUUCGCGAAUUCGGGAAAGAAGGCCGGUCUUGAAAUAUGGAGGGUAGAGGAUUUUGAGCCGGUCGCAGUGCCCCCUAAUCAAUAUGGCAACUUCUACAGUGGGGACUCCUAUAUUGUCUUGAGGACAAUAGGCAAAUCCACCUUGUCAUGGGACAUCCACUUCUGGCUUGGCUCAAAGACGAGUCAGGACGAGUCCGGGGCAGCCGCCAUUUUGUCCGUGAACCUGGACGACGAGCAAUUCAACGGCACUGCGGUGCAGCACCGGGAAACUCAGGGAUACGAAUCUAAACAGUUCCUGACGUAUUUCGAACCAGCGAUUCGUUACCUGGAGGGCGGCCAUGCUUCCGGUUUCAGCCAUGUCACAAUCAACGCUGGUGCGGAAAAGCGCCUCUUCCAGAUCAAGGGCAAACGGAAUGUCAGAGUUCGGCAGGUGGAAGUAUCAGUCACGUCCAUGAACAAGGGUGACUGCUUUAUCCUGGAUGUGGACCAUGAUAUCCUGCUGUACGUGGGGGAACAGGCCAAGAGCGUGGAGCGUCUAAAGGCGAUAUCGGUGGCCAACCAGAUAAGAGACCAGGAUCAUAAUGGGAGAGGAAAUAUUGAGAUCAUUGAUCCAUAUUCCCACGAGGGCGACGUGAGCAAAUUCUUCGAGGCCUUAGGAUCUGGAGACCAGGAUUCAGUGCCAGAUGCGGAAGAUGGUGGUGACGAUGAGGACUUCGAGCGCGGCGCAUCGAAAGAAGUGACUCUUAAUGAGAUAUCGGAUAAGUCCGGAUCAAUUGAGAUUAAGAAGUUACCUGGACCCUUCACGCAAGACUUACUGGAUACUAAGGAAUGCUACAUCCUCGACACAGGUAGCAGCAUUUACGUGUGGAUCGGAAAGAAAUCCACAAAAGAGGAGAAGGCAGAGGCUAUGAAGAAAGCACAACACUACCUGGAGGCGAAUAACUAUCCAUCCUGGGUCCACAUAUCCAAGGUGGUGGAAGAAGCAGAACCGACGGCCUUCAAGCAGCACUUUCAAGAUUGGAACUAAAUCUUACAAGCUUUAGUAUUAAAACAUAGAAACAGACAGAUGGAAAAAAACGCUUCCUUUAUUAAUAGAAUCCUGGCUUUCAUUCGUCAACAUCAACAUCAGUCGACUUAAAAGAAAUGGUCAUGAAUUAGUGACAUCUGCAUAUCGUCUGCGAAAGGUACAGAAGUCAUUUGUGGG